AUUUUUGAUAUAUACAAUAUUUUUAAUAAAGAAAACAAAGAAAUAGGCUAAAAUGUCUCCCAAAUACGUAUUAAAUUAUUUCAAUGUGCAAGGUAAAGCUGAGGUAGCUAGACUUUUAUUUCAUUGUAAAGGUGUAGAGUUCACAGAUAACCAAAUUAACUAUCAAGACUGGCCAUCACUUAAAAGCGAUCACUCUAGGUUUCCUUUGGAGCUAAUGCCUACAUUAGAAAUAGAUGGGCAUACUGUUUGUCAGUCUGCAGCUAUAAAUAAAUACUUGGCAGAAACAUUUGAUCUUUAUGGAGCUAAUGCUUCUGAUAGAUUGAUCAUUAAUCAAGUAUGUGAGACCAUGAAUGAUUUAUCUAAAGAGUACUAUGAAGUUUGGAGAAACGAAACAUUAGACAAUGAACAAAAGAAUGCAGCUUAUGCAGAAAUCGGUUUAACAGAUGCCACUAAGUUAAAGUUAACGUUUGUUGAGAGCUUGCUAAAGCGUAAUCAUGAUGGUCAUGGUUAUUUUGUUGGUGAUUCUAUUACUGUUGGAGAUUUGGUUUUCUUCCAUAUAAUCGGAAUGGUUGGCAAAACAGUAUUAAAUGAUCAUCCUUUGUUAACAGAGCUGAUUGAUCGAGUUAGACACAGCGCUGAACUAAAGUCGUAUUUGGACUCUCGAACACAUCCUCCCUUUCUUUAAAGUUUUUGUAAAGAUAUAUUUAAAUCUGCUUUGAGAAAAUAAUUUUUUUU
Messenger RNA from Hydra vulgaris (swiftwater hydra), 735 nucleotides. Its product is annotated as S-crystallin 4. Gene Ontology annotation, biological process: glutathione metabolic process. The record is from RefSeq and is a predicted model, not a curated record. NCBI's taxonomy places the organism in Eukaryota, Metazoa, Cnidaria, Hydrozoa, Anthoathecata, Hydridae. Gene Ontology annotation, molecular function: glutathione transferase activity.